Molecule: messenger RNA, 2352 nt
Organism: Pectinophora gossypiella (pink bollworm)
Lineage: Eukaryota; Metazoa; Arthropoda; Insecta; Lepidoptera; Gelechiidae
Product: BTB/POZ domain-containing adapter for CUL3-mediated RhoA degradation protein 3
Exons: 3
Coding region: 226-1149 (307 amino acids)
Biological process (GO): protein homooligomerization
Molecular function (GO): protein binding
Source: RefSeq, a predicted model, not a curated record
AUUUUUUGUAUGAGAGUGAAUCAGCCGUGCGCCUGUUUGUCGUAUGUUUUAUUGUAAUUUCUUUCAUUCUAUGAGGAUUGAUUUAUAAAAUCUAGUAUUGGUAAAAAUAAUAACCAUUUGUGUUAUUGCAUUUAUAGUUACAGUGAAGUGGUUACGAUAAAAUGAAAAAAAGAUAAAGUAGACGCUUCGUUUUUCUUGUCUAGUUGCUAAUCGUAGGGUGUGGUUAUGUUGGAUUGUCGGGUCCAACGUCUUGAUUUUAGCUCCAUUAAAAUGUCGGGCGAUCACAAAACUUUGAUAAAAGGCAGUCCAUCUCAGUAUGUUAAGCUUAACGUGGGUGGUACAUUGUUCUACACUACCAUUGGUACUCUUACAAAGAGUGAUAACAUGUUGAGAACUAUGUUCAGUGGGCGUAUGGAGGUGCUCACAGACUCUGAAGGUUGGAUAUUAAUUGACCGCUGUGGAAAGCAUUUUGGUACAAUUCUGAACUAUCUUCGGGAUGGAACAGUUGCUUUACCAGACAGCUAUCGUGAGAUAAUGGAACUGUUAGCCGAGGCUAAAUAUUUCCUCAUUGAGGAGUUGACAGAGUCUUGUCAGCAGGCUUUGUCUAAAAAGGAGAGGGAAGCUGAGCCUAUAUGCAGAGUUCCCUUGAUUACUUCACAUAAAGAGGAGCAGUUGCUCAUCAUGUCAACAUCGAAGCCUGUUGUGAAAUUACUUAUCAACAGACACAACAACAAGUACUCAUACACCAGUACUUCGGAUGACAAUUUGUUGAAGAAUAUUGAACUGUUUGACAAAUUAUCACUACGCUUCAGUGGCAGAGUAUUGUUUAUAAAAGAUGUGAUUGGCUCUAAUGAAAUUUGUUGCUGGUCAUUCUUUGGACAUGGCAAGAAGUGUGCAGAGGUGUGCUGUACAUCCAUUGUCUAUGCUACUGAUAAGAAGCAUACUAAAGUUGAGUUCCCGGAGGCUAGAAUUUAUGAAGAAACUUUAGGAAUCCUGUUAUAUGAAAGUAGAAAUGGUCCUGAUCAGGAUCUGAUCCAAGCUACAUCUUCACGUGGUGCAGUCGGAGGUCUUUCGUGCACCAGUGAUGAGGAGGAGGAGCGGUCUGGACUUGCGCGACUCAGGUCGAAUAAGCAGAAUAAUCAAUCUUAGCGGUUACAGUCCGGCUUGGCGCGCCUUCGGAACUCCAAACGGACGAAUGUCUGAUACCAAGCUGGCUUAUUCUUGCCACUCUGUUGGCUGCCGUGCUUUGGUCUGUAGACUAUACUAGAGCUACCCCCUCUGUGGGUCUUUACUCUUUGAGCUCUCUCAGGAUAAAGGAUGUUGGAAUGGUGAUGUGAAGGAAGCAUUGUGGCACUAAUUCAGAUGAAAAUUGAUAUCAUGGACAACUUUUACUAAUAUGUGUCUACAUAUCGGUUUCGUGUUUAGUGAAAUAGAAUAUUAAACUCAAAAAUAUAGAAAAUAGUAUUUCCAUAAAUGUCAAAAUCAGUAGUGCAAAAUUAAGGACACAUAUCUUAGAAUACAAACCUAAACUAAUAGUUAAUGUUUAGAAAUUGUUAAUGUGCAGUAUACGAUUCAAACUUGUCAGUACCAAACCUACAGUAUUUGUUAUUCAUGUUAUUUCUAAGUGGGUGUGUAAAUGAAAAACAAUUACUCUUUUCUACCUAUAUUAUCUUCAAUUUCUAUAUAAAUCUAUAUGUCUUGUACUUGUAGCAAUUUAUAGAUGUAAAUAAAAAAACCACAAUGUUUAGUAGGUGUUGUCUAAGAGUUUAAUACACAAUGUACAAGCUUUGCAGUACAUUAAACAUUACACUUGAAAUACUUUUAGCUCAAGUAAUUGCCAAAUCAAUGUUGUCUAGUAAGUAGUGAGAUCUUGUUCCUGAAGAAACUUAAAUGAAGCUCAUUGAUUUUGUAUUAUAAAUAUUAUAAUGUAAAAUUGCCAUUGCUCUAUAUACAUUUAUAAAGUCAGUCUUGAACUUGUGAAGCAGAUACUUUGAUACUUAAAAUUCUAUUAGAAAAGGUAUGAUCUUUAAUAUUUUUGUUGCAAGUGAUUGUUUUGUUAAGAGGUCUAGUCUGAUAUUUAUUAUUUGUUCUGUGUACAAUGUAGUAUCUACCUUUGAACAAUAGUGCAAUACAGGUAUAGGUAGGUUGAGGCUAUUUACUAGUAACUAUGAAAUAUUUGUGAUGAAUUAAUGGAAGUCUCAACAUGAUGUGAUGCCAUAUAAAUUGUUAUUCCUGCCCACAUGGAGACAGGUGUCACUAGAGCAAGCCACAGUUGUAUAUAUUUAUCAAUGUAUUAUAGUAAUAAAUUCUAUCUUUAACUUGUUUAACUCACAAAUAUAUGCUCACUGUCUA